Molecule: messenger RNA, 3246 nt
Organism: Ilyonectria robusta
Lineage: Eukaryota; Fungi; Ascomycota; Sordariomycetes; Hypocreales; Nectriaceae
Product: WD40-repeat-containing domain protein
Exons: 2
Molecular function (GO): protein binding
Source: RefSeq, a predicted model, not a curated record
CGUUUCCUUAAAGAUCUGUGUGUUACGGACCCUGAAGACGACAAAGCGUGCAUCGAGGAUAGCAAGGGGCCCGAAGGCCGCCUCCUCCGCGACUCGUACUCUUGGAUCCUCGAAAACGACGAUUUCAAGAAAUGGCGUGACGGAGAGAGUCGACUACUCUGGAUUAAUGGUGAUCCCGGAAAAGGAAAGACAAUGUCCAUCUGCGGCAUUAUUGACGAAAUGAGUCCUUCCACAAUGCUGAAGGAUCAGAAUUCCAACACAGUACUGUCCUAUUUCUUCUGCGACGCGAGCGACUCAAGCAAGAACACGGCGACAUUGGUAUUGCGCGGUAUACUUUACCUCAUUGCUAGGCAAAAGGAAUCCUUGAUCCCUCAGAUCAUUGGCAAAUAUCGGACUUCUGGACAAGAGCUUUUUGAGGGCAGGAAUGCUUGGCUGGCGGUGCGCAACAUGAUGAGAAAUGCCUUGACAGAGCUACGCUCUCAGAAAACCUACCUGAUUAUUGAUGCGAUUGACGAAUGCAGGCAUGAAUGGGAAAAGCUUCUGCGGUUCGUCAAGGAGACAUACUGUCCUCACGUUAAGUGGAUUGUCUCCAGCCGUAAUAAGCCAAACAUCGCCGAGGUUCUCGAAACUGCUCAACACAAGGUACGGCUUUGCUUGGAGCUGAACGAAAGCGCCGUCUCUACAGCUGUCAACUCGUAUAUCCAGUACCAGGUGGAUGGCUUGGCUAGAAAGAAAGGAUACAAUUGCAAACUGAAACACGCUGUCCAGCACCACUUGUCCUCAAAGGCCCAGAAUACGUUUCUCUGGGUGUCCUUGGCUUGCCAGAUGCUGGAAAAGACUUUCAAAUUCGAGACUCUGAGGAAACUGGAAGACUUCCCACCCGGGCUCAAUCCUCUUUAUGGGCGGAUGCUCGAACAGUUACGCAGCGACGAAGAGCACCGAGUGGACCUCUACCAAAAAGUCAUUUCUCUCAUGUUGACGGUUUUCCGGCCCAUAUCCCUCGACGAACUCGGGGCUUUGGCGGAUUUUGCCGAUGACGCGUGUGACGACCGCUCAUUGACCGAGAUCAUAGGACUGUGUGGCUCGUUCCUGACGCUUAAAAGACGAACUGUUUCUUUCGUGCACGAAUCGGCAAAGGAUUUCCUCAUGAAUUCAACCGAGGACUUUCGCAAUGAUGGAAAAGAGCAACACCAUCUCAUAUUCUUGAGGUCACUCCUGAUCAUGUCAAGGUCCCUUCGACGCGAUAUCUACGGCUUAGAAUCAGCGAAACCGCCGGAUAAGAACCCGCUGGCUCCGUUGCAUUAUCCAUGUGUCUGCUGGGUCCUUCACUUGAAAAACUGUGCCUCCGGCGCCCAAAGCCAGGAGAUUGCGGAUAAUGGUCCUCUUGAAAAGUUUCUACGCCAGCAUUAUCUUCAUUGGCUCGAGGCUCUCGGCUACAUGGAGGACAUCCUGGCAGGGUUGGUCGGAAUCACAAUGCUGGAGGAUAUCCUUCAGAGCCACACUUCCCAGCUUGCCAAAUUAGUCCAAGAUGAAGCCCAAUUCCUGCGAUACCAUAGAGGGGCAAUUAAGAGGCAUCCUCUUCAAGUUUACGCUUCAGCUCUUCUCUUCAGUCCAACCCGCAGCAUCACGAGGGAAAUCUAUCACGAGGAGAAGCCGAAAUGGAUUAUUACAAGCUCAGCCAUGGGGGAAAAUUGGAGCGCAUGCAUCCAGACGAUGGAGAGCGACAGUAGUGAUAUCUCGUGCAUUGCAUUUUCGCAUGACGGCCAACUCCUGGUAGGAGCAUGCAGGGAUAAAACAGCAAAGAUUUGGCAUAUGAUCGGAGGGGAAUGCAUCCGCACCCUCAGCGGCCAUACCGGCCGUCUUACCUCCAUCGACUUCUCAGGAAGUGAUUUCCAGAUUGCCUCGGCUUCAGAGGAUCACACCGUCAAGAUCUGGGACGCGGAACGGGGAACAUGUAAAUGGACACUCCAAGGUCAUACAGAUGUCGUCGACUCGGUUGCCUUCUCUCAAGAUGGUAGCUUGGUUGCAUCCGGAUCUGCCGACAAGACGAUCAAGCUCUGGGACCCCAAAACGGGAACUUGCAAACACACGCUUCACAAGCAUACUGAAGGCGUCAGGUUGGUUGUCUUCUCCAGAGACGGGCAAUACCUUGCAUCUGCAUCAAACGACUUCUCUCACGUCUGGGACCUGAAGAGCGAAACCUACCGCCUAAUAUUUUCCCGCAGUCACGAUCAUUUCAAUCCUCUCACAUUCUCACCCGAUGGCAAAUUAGUCAUGAUUGGAUCCCGGAGAGUCGAACUCCUGGAUCCAGCCACAGGCAAAUUGAUUAAUGAGAUUGAUAUCAAGGGUGUGACACCCGUCAGUUCGAUUGCAUUCUCACGCGAUAAUAACCUGCUUGCGUCGAGUUCUUGGGCUGGCUUUAUCAUCGUCUUGGACACAAAGACUAAAAAUUGUGUGCAGAGAUUUGAGGAAGGCGCCGUAUCAGUUGCCUUUUCACCAACCGGCCACUUGCUUGCAUCAGCCCAAGGCCCAAGGAUUAAAAUCUGGGACCUCGCCAUCAGUACCUCGGUUCAAGCAAAAAAGGUGCAACGAUAUUUCGACUUUCGUCUUUCUCACCACAUCUCAUGCUCUCCCAAUGGUUCUUGGGUUGCGGCGUUACUUGGCGAUAUGACGGUGAGACUGUGGGAUUCCGCGACCGGGAAAUGUCGACACACAUUCGACUUUGUCGCGUCUAGAUCCGCAGUCUUCUCACCAGACAGUCGCUUGCUGGCUAUAUUCUUCUGGCAAGUCAUCGAGGUCAGGGACGCAGCCACAGGCACGAAACUUCACUCGCUCAAAGACGAAUAUAUUUCAAUUAAAAUGGUCGCAUUCUCUUUUGACAAUCGAUGGCUCAUAUCGUUAUCUAUGGAAGGCAUGAUGAACGUCUGGGACCUAAAAAGCGGCGAACGCAUUCGGAAAUUCGAAGCCUUGGGUCGUAACAAUCGAUCGCUUGUAUUCUCUCCCGAUGGCCGUUACCUGGCAGUUGGCUCCGAUAAAAGCAUUGAAUUGUGGGAUCCGACCAAGUGGCAACACAAACGGACAUUCAAAGGGGCGGUAGGCGCGCACGCCAUGGUCUUCUCCAAUGAUAGUUGCUGGCUUGCAUCAUCAGCUUCCUACGGUUUUCAUGUUCAUACAGAGAUCAAGAUCUGGGAGGUGGAGGAGGGAAAAUGCACGAACACCUUCCAGUCUGCCAGAAGUUUUGUUGUA